AUGGAAGAUUGUUCUUGCACAGGGAAGGAAACUCUCAAAAUUAUCCAGGAACAUGAUGCUAUACCUUUGAUUUUUGAUGAUAAUUUUAAUAUUACUGAACACAAUUUUGCUAGGACCCAACCUGAAACGGAACCCGAACAUAAUAUGUUGUCUUUAAACUGUAAAUUGAACACCAAAUUUAAUGAAGCAGUGUUUAUAACAAAAUGUAAUGAAAAAACUUUGGAUGAGUCAUUGGAAAAUGUUGUAGUAUUACUUCAUGGAAGUAAUUUGCCUUCAAUAGAUUAUACUACAGUUCUAUUGAAAGAGACUUCUGAUGCACCAUAUUUGAAGAAAAUUGAUUCUUGGAUAGAGAGUAAUUCCGAGGCAAUUGUUAUAGCAGUUGUUGACUUGGACGAGCUUAAAAAUAAUGUUUUAAGUAGAUUGGACUUUGAUGUUGUUGUAUCAUAUAAAAAGAAUGACGAGAUUUACUUGCUGCCAUUUAAAAGUGUUUCAAUAUCAGCCAUGGAUACUAUGGGGGAAGAUAUUGAUAUUUUAUCCCAUAGUGAAAGUAUAGGUAUAGAUCACAAAUCCAUAGUGUUAGCUGUAAUUGCGACAUCACAAAAAGUGGAUUUAAAAUUAAGGCAUGUUAAGAGUUCUAAUGAAGAGAGUAUUGAUCCUUCAAAAAUAUUCCUGAACUACUUAAAAAUGAGAUCAUUACCUAAUAUUGAGAAUGUUGCAAUUCACAAUGAAUCACCCUACCAUAUACUGCAUGGUGUGAUGGUAGUUUACAAAACAAACCUCCUUCAAGAUUACACCAUAGACAUUCAAGUAUAUACAAGACAACCAUCACAAGUCUUGGCUUUAAUCCACUACAUGUAUGAGAGAGUACCACACCGAAUAAUUGUUACCACAUCAAAUUUACAACUUAAGCCAUUAGUAGAUGAAUAUAAUUUAAGUGAUUUUGAAGAAGAAACAGAGGUAUAUACAUAUGAUUAUCGAGACUAUGCAAUGUCUAUUGUGAAACAGAUAGACAUAUUACAAAAAUAUUUACUCAAAUGUUUGGAAAAUAUGAAAGGAAAUGGUGAUCGAAUAGAGAAUAAAGUUGAUGUUACCGCACUAGGAUUACAUGAAUAUAAUAGAUUUAGAGAGGAACUAUUGAAAAUAAUGCAAUCGGAGAAACAGAUAAAACAAGUGAAUGAAAAUGAACUUGAAGUUCCCAUGUUGGAAUAA
This is a messenger RNA of Danaus chrysippus (African queen), 1209 nucleotides long. The record is from the annotation of a GenBank genome assembly. NCBI's taxonomy places the organism in Eukaryota, Metazoa, Arthropoda, Insecta, Lepidoptera, Nymphalidae.